Molecule: messenger RNA, 1005 nt
Organism: Trichoderma harzianum CBS 226.95
Lineage: Eukaryota; Fungi; Ascomycota; Sordariomycetes; Hypocreales; Hypocreaceae
Exons: 1
Coding region: 1-1005 (334 amino acids)
Biological process (GO): N-acylphosphatidylethanolamine metabolic process; N-acylethanolamine metabolic process
Cellular component (GO): cytoplasm; membrane-bounded organelle
Molecular function (GO): N-acylphosphatidylethanolamine-specific phospholipase D activity; zinc ion binding
Source: RefSeq, a predicted model, not a curated record
AUGUGGUCGACCGUCUUCUGGCCAACCAUCACCGGCGACCUCAAGUGGCCAGACACGAAACCUCCCACCGUACCUGUCGUUCCUCCUCAGUGGCUUCCUGCUCGUGAUGCUUCUGACAAACUCCGCGCGACGUGGUUGGGCCAUGCGUGCUACUACGUCGAAUUCCCCUCUGGUCUGCGUGUCCUAUUCGACCCUGUCUUUGAAGACCGCUGCUCGCCAUUCGCAUUCAUGGGUCCGAAGCGCUUCACCCCGAAGCCCUGCGACCUCAAAGACAUCCCCGUCGUCGACGCCGUCGUCAUCAGCCACAGCCACUACGACCACCUGUCGCACUCUUCCGUCCUCGAGAUCCAGAAGCACCACCCCGACGUGCAAUUCUUCGUCGGUCUCGGCCUGGAAUCCUGGUUCCGCCGCAGCGGCCUCAACAACGUCACCGAGCUGGACUGGUGGGAAGACGCCACUCUCACCGUCACAACCCCCAUCAACGGCGAGAAGAAGUCCAUCUCGGCCCAAAUCUCGUGUCUCCCAUGUCAACACACUUCCGCCAGAACGGCGUUCGACAAGGACACGACGCUGUGGUGCUCGUGGGGCGUCAAGUCCGGCGACAAGAACGUCUGGUUCGGCGGCGACACGGGAUACCGCGCAGUCCCUCACCUCCCAGCCAGCGUCGACGACUACGGCCCUGAAUACGAGUCUCUGCCACGAUGUCCCCAGUUCAAGCAGAUUGGCGAGCACCGCGGGCCGUUUGAUCUAGGUUUGAUCCCCAUCGGGGCGUAUUAUCCCCGCGCUGCGUUUUCCGCCAUGCACGCGAAUCCGUUUGAUUCAGUCGAGAUUUUCCAGGAUACGAAAUGCGAAAAGGCAAUGGGGAUUCAUUGGGGUACUUGGGCUUUGACGAUGGAGGAGGUGCUGGAGCCUCCGAGGCAGCUUAAGGAGGCGUUGAAGCGGAAAGGCAUUGCGGAGGAGGGCGUGUUCGAUGUUUGCGACAUUGGUCAGAGCAGGGAGUUUUAA